Molecule: messenger RNA, 677 nt
Organism: Aspergillus japonicus CBS 114.51
Lineage: Eukaryota; Fungi; Ascomycota; Eurotiomycetes; Eurotiales; Aspergillaceae
Exons: 2
Coding region: 150-548 (132 amino acids)
Source: RefSeq, a predicted model, not a curated record
CUGGGAUUGACAGAUUACCUUCCCACACCAUCCAUCCCCACCGGGCGGUAAGAAUCUCCCACGGUAGUUAAGGCACCAUCCCUGUUUUUCUCAGAUGCAACUAUCACCACUCCAUACAUGGCGCCUACUGGGGAGAACAACCCGGGCAAAUGUACGGUACGCUACGGAGGGUACAGGACCUCCAUCAGAUGUGCAUGCGUGCGUGCAUGCCUGCUGCAGUGCCUUGCAAGUUGCAACGACUGAGCUCGGGGACACACAAAACAGCUGGCGCCCCAGUCCCAGUCCCAGUCCCAGGCCGGUCCGCGCGGGCGGGCGGGCGGCCAGCCAACCAACCAACAACUCCCGAACACACCCCCUCUCAUCAAUCAACACAAGAAUUGAUUCUAGUUCUAUUUGGGAUUAUUGACUUUCUAUUCACUUUCCUACAAGGAAUUCCUGCUCCUGCAGUGCACAGUAUCACAGUCUGGGUGUCUGUACUGUACAAAAACUGCCCCCCCCUUUCUUAUUGCCCCUGCGGUGUCUCCCACAUGUCUGACUACUAUCUCUGACAGGCUGAUCUGGUGACUCUGCUGCAAUAUCUUGCACCAAGGCGGAAGAAAGGGGGCAGACCAUACUCCAAAAUUUCCCUGUAUACAUCUCAGCUAACCCCCGAGCCAGCUGCUGCUGAGGGACUCAUA